GUUUGAUAUUCUUGUCUCUAAUUAUUGAAAAUUAUUAAACUUUUCAUUCUAUCACACUACGCGUCAUAACCACGGCAGAAAACUUACAGGUUCCGGUUUCCAAGUCGAUAAAAGAGCGGUGACACCCGUGGAAUUUCAUACUUCUCAGUGCGGUAUUACUUUUCAUAAAGCAAACAUAGCCCACCGCAAGUUCACUUUACGUUUUUGCCCCCUGACCUUCUCGCUUUCCACUCUAUUUCUUCCGACUCUGAAACACAGAGAGAAACAGAGAGCUUUCGUCGGCUGUGGACAUCAUGCUUCCUCUUACUUCAGCUUCUUUCCUUUUUAGCUUCUUACUGGUUGUUAGCCUCGCAAACUCUCAAUCAUUCAUCGGCGUGAACUAUGGCCAAGUCGCUGACAACCUCCCGCCACCAUCAGCCACCGCGAAGCUACUCCAAUCCACCUCAAUCCAGAAGGUCCGACUGUACGGAUCCGACCCGGCCAUCAUCAAAGCCCUAGCGAACACCGACAUCGGAAUCGUCAUCGGCGCCGCGAACGGUGACAUCCCGGCGCUCGCAUCCGACCCGAAUUUCGCCAAGAACUGGGUCAACACCAACGUCGUCCCCUUCUACCCGGCGAGCAAGAUCAUCUUGAUCACCGUCGGCAACGAGGUCAUGACUUCCAACGACCAGAACCUGGUGACUCAGCUGGUUCCGGCGAUCAAGAACGUCCAGAACGCGCUCGAUUCCGCAUCCUUAGGCGGGAAAAUCAAGGUAUCCACCGUACAUUCCAUGGCGGUGCUCAGGCAAUCGGAGCCACCGUCUUCUGGAAGAUUCCACCCAGGUAUGGACUCUGUGAUGAAGGAGCUGCUAGGGUUUAACAACGCCACCGGUUCGCCAUUCGCGAUAAACCCGUACCCUUACUUCGCUUACACGAGCGAUUCGAGACCCGAGACGUUGGCAUUUUGUCUUUUCCAACCCAACUCGGGGCGGUUCGACCCGAACACAAAUAUCAGGUACAUGAAUAUGUUCGAUGCGCAGUUGGAUGGGGUGAGAUCCGCGUUGAAUUCUUUGCGCUUCAAGGACGUUGAGAUAGUGGUUGCCGAAACGGGCUGGCCCUACAAAGGAGACAGCAACGAGGUGGGCCCAAGUUUAGAGAAUGCCAAAGCCUAUAACGGUAACUUGAUUGCACAUCUUCGUUCCAAAGUUGGAACUCCACUCAUGCCUGGGAAAUCGGUGGACACCUACCUCUUCGCUUUAUAUGACGAGGACUUGAAGCCUGGUCCUGCUUCCGAGAGAGCCUUUGGGUUAUUCAAGCCUGACCUUUCCAUGACUUACGAUGUUGGUCUCUCUAAGAGCACUAACCAGGCUCCUCCAGUAGCUUCACCAAAAACCCCAGUGAAUAAUCCAUCACCAAAAACCCCGGUGAACAAUCCAGCGCCAAAGCCCCAGAAAAAGGCCGUGUGGUGUGUGCCUAAGGCUGGAGUAUCAGACGCUCAAUUGCAAGCAAACCUGGAUUAUGUUUGUGGACAUGGGGUUGACUGCAGCGCAAUUCAACCUGGCGGUGCUUGUUUUGAACCAAACACGGUAGCAUCGCACGCUGCUUAUGCCAUGAACCUUCUCUAUCAAACUGCUGGUCGGAAUCCAUGGAAUUGUGAUUUCGUACAGACUGCCACAAUCUCCUCCAACAACCCCAGUUACAAUGGAUGCAUUUACCCUUCUGGAAGUACCUGAAACAGCAGAGACUUCAAUUGCAUUUAGCGUUUAUUAAAUAAAGGUGUUGUUGGUCUCUCUGCGUUCACCCGAUCUGCUAUUUAGAAGAUGUUCAUGUUCUUAUUGUUCUCCUCUCUUGUGGGCAAGGCAUCGUUUUGGUUAGUUAGGAAUGUUGAUUCUUUUUUUCCAUAUGUGUAUAAAUUUAUGUAGGGGAUAUGGUUUGCGAUGCUUGUGAAACUGUUGAUAUAUAUAUAUAUAUAUUCACUUCAAGUCUGGAAAACUUUUCCUGCGUAUAUACUUUGUAAGUUGUCUGUAACAUUUGAUCUGUAAGAGAAGUAAUUAUAUAAUGCUAUUUGUAAGAGAUGUA
This is a messenger RNA of Ziziphus jujuba (common jujube), 2058 nucleotides long. Its product is annotated as glucan endo-1,3-beta-glucosidase 7. Lineage: Eukaryota; Viridiplantae; Streptophyta; Magnoliopsida; Rosales; Rhamnaceae. The record is from RefSeq and is a predicted model, not a curated record. Gene Ontology annotation, cellular component: plasma membrane. Gene Ontology annotation, molecular function: hydrolase activity, hydrolyzing O-glycosyl compounds. The transcript is spliced from 4 exons. Gene Ontology annotation, biological process: carbohydrate metabolic process. Bases 294 to 1712 code for a protein of 472 amino acids.